This is a messenger RNA of Scatophagus argus, 2257 nucleotides long. It is a transcript of the gene hsf5, whose product is annotated as heat shock transcription factor family member 5. Gene Ontology annotation, molecular function: sequence-specific DNA binding; DNA-binding transcription factor activity. NCBI's taxonomy places the organism in Eukaryota, Metazoa, Chordata, Actinopteri, Scatophagidae. The record is from RefSeq and is a predicted model, not a curated record. The transcript is spliced from 7 exons. Gene Ontology annotation, biological process: regulation of DNA-templated transcription. Bases 140 to 1495 code for a protein of 451 amino acids.
GUCAUACACUUUAUCUGAAAGAUACUGUAGAAUCCAGGCAGUUGACUCAGAUGACACAUUUGAACUUCAACAGCGCCAACGGUUUGGGAACUUCUAACAGUUCCGAGAACAACAGAGAACAGCAUCUUUGACGACCAGCAUGGAUGUUGGUGAAAGCCCGCUCCCUGACACCGUCAACCCCAAUAACUUCCCUGCCAAACUGUGGCGUCUAGUGAACAACCCUGCAAAUAAAGCCAUCUUCUGGGACACCCACGGCGACACUAUCAUCAUUGACCGACGUCUCUUCGAGCAACAGGUCCUGUCUCCGGGUACCGUCCCCUCGGACAACGCUGACGCCUUCAAGACGACCAACUUCUCCAGCUUUGUCCGUCAGCUCAAUCUGUACGGCUUCAAGAAGGCCGAAUCAUCGAACAGAGACAAACAUCACUGCAGCAGGGACACUGGGGCAUAUCAUUAUUUUUACAACCCAAACUUCAAGCGAAACCACCCUGAACUUGUUGCGAGUCUGAGGAGACUCACUGUCGACAAUAAGGCCAAGAUGCAGGCUGGUCUGAUCGUCAAGUGUCGCCCCCCUCCUCCCUAUCAGCGAGUCAUUGGUGAUGGCAAAGAUAAAAAUGUCAGAAGAGUUUCUGUAGGCAGUUCUUCACUGCUUAUCCCCACACAUCAGGAGUCAACUCAUCUGUACUAUUCAGAUAAAGCUCAGGCCAUGACUGCACACAGUGGAACCCCAGUCCCCCCACGAUACCUGAUAAGGGGUCACGGUGCAGCUCUUUCUCCUACUGUCUUUGCAGACAAAGGGAUACCACUGUCUUUAAGCCACCACUAUGCUGGAGGAACACUAGGCCAUGCAAACCAUGGAACUCCAAAUUUCCUCACUUUUAGUCCUCCUAAUGCACAAUACCAGCCUUACUUCUGUUCCCAAUUUUGCCAGGGCUACCAGCCGAACCUUUUGGCAUCACAUCUGACAGGUGGCGGGCUUCAGACAGGGCUGUUGUCACCCCAUAGUUAUUACCAGGCAAGAUAUCCUAUAAAUAUUUUGUGUAGCGGGGAUCACAACCAGGACGUACAGCACAAAGACCAUGAGGAGGUGAAAAAAAGUGAUGUUAACUUGGACACAAUUUUCCAGAUUGCAGAUGAGAUGAUGCAAACCCCACCUGAUAGCUGUGUGGUUAGAGUUGUGACCCCAGAGAAGCCAGACCUUGUGUCAGUGCACUCCUCCAAAACAAACCCGGCCAGCCCCCUGCAAGCUAACCUUUUGUGUGCUGCACCCGUUAUAAUGACUGAGUCGGGCAAUGCUAAUGUGGCCACAUGCAAAGAGCAGGAGGAAGCUGUGCUUUCAGUACCUGAACAAGUGCCUGAAGAUGCCAUAUUUGAGGUUACCAUUGAUGAUGCAGAGGACUCUCAGGUCAUAGGUGUCGAGGUUAGCAACACACUGAGGGUUACUAGUCAGGCUUUCAGCAGCUGCAGCAGUACAGGAAGUACACCAGAUCUUUAGAUCUCAACUCGUUGAUUUGAUUGGCAUGUGACAAGGAAUCUUGAUUCACUCCAGGAUGUGAUCUUAAGUUAUCACCAGACUUUAUUCUCUUUUAUAUUUGAUUUGAUUGAUUUGAUUCUUAUUUAUGUCGAACUGGUGCUGUGUCUUAAUAAGUCUUAAAAAAGUGCUUAAAUAUUGUACAUUUUAGUUCAGUUUGAUAGCAAUGUUUUUCCUUAUUGUUUGUGAGUUUGGACAAAGUAAUAAUUUGAGUAACACUCAAAGUCAUAUUUUUUUUCUCUAAGAAUUAAAAUGACUUAUACUGCUGUACUUUUUAAAGCAAGAUUUUCCAUCUACAUUUUUAACAAAGUAUCAUCUAAAAUAUUAUUACCAGCUUGUGAUGUUUUUAAAGAAUUGUAAUUUAAAAUAUAAUUUGUACAGAUUUGCAGCAGUAAACCUACCUAAACUCAGCCUCUCCCCAUUUGAACAUGGAUAUUUUUGACUUGCAGUUUUUUUUAAUAACAUCAGUGUGUGUCAUAGCAGGUCAGAACAAACUGCAGUAAUGGGGGAGAACCUAUUAAGUAAUUGUAUUAAAUGUAAUUAUUUAAUCUACUAGUAACUGAUUUUUUUGAGGUGGUGAACAGCUAUUGGUUGCAUUUCCCUGCCUCUUUACUUUUCACUGUCACUUCAAAGGUGAAGUGUUUUUAAAACUUGUAACUGACAUGUUUUGACACAUGUGUAAAGGUAUUAUCAUUAAAUGAUAUACAUAUAUAUUCCGACAAUACA